Molecule: messenger RNA, 41229 nt
Organism: Pelobates cultripes (western spadefoot toad)
Lineage: Eukaryota; Metazoa; Chordata; Amphibia; Anura; Pelobatidae
Source: the annotation of a GenBank genome assembly
UGACAGGAUGUGCAGAGAGAUUUUACAGAGCGCCUUCAGACUAGAAUGAGGUUAAAAAGUAUUAGUAAUAGCAAGCAAGUACACAGACUGCUGGUGAACCUCAGAGCAGAAUAAAGGUCAGUGUUUGUCCUUAUCUAUCUGUCUGUCUAUGGGAAACAUUACUUUUUAUCAGUCUCUAAACUGUCUUUAUUGUUAGAUUUUCUAGACAGUGACUCCCGAGAUUAUUUUAGCUCUAACAGUAUUCUUUAAAUUUAGUUUUCUUACUUCCAAAGCAGUUGGAAUCCAGUUUUUGGUGCAACCACAACUACAGGCUUAGCCUCCACCCCCCUUACUCACUGUGAAUCUUUAGUUCAGAGAGGACUCAGAUUUACAUUGUUUAUGUAUCAUGUCUUUUAAGAUCUGUUUGUGAAAUACACUGAGAAGUCUACACAUCUGUAUUUUUAGGAAUGUAUUUAAUAGCUGUUUCUAGAAGCUAUGUGUAGUAAACGUUGUAAUGAACACUGUAACGUGCAUAGAAUGUUUAAAGUCGCCUCAUUCUGUAUUUCAUGUAAGCAUGUGUUUCUAUAGUGAUAAAUGAUCAAGCUAUGUAAAUUACUUCUCCAAGUCUUUGUAACAAAUUCAUGAUUGUAUCCUGGCUUUUAAAAUGCCUCUUCCUGCCUGUCUCUCUCAAGCAGCAAAUAUCUGUAUAAUCAUCUGGUUAUUAUUACUUUUACUUAUAAUUAAUGCCCUAUUUGUAAUUUUGUUUAAUAUUACAUAUCUUAAUAUUCAUGAAAUUGUUAUAAAAUAAAUAACACUUAUGUAGGACAUUGAACUGCAUCCUUUUCCCAUAAUGCACGUUAUGGAAACAGGCAUGUGUCAAACGUUAAAGCAGAAUCCUUUACAUCUUUAGAAAAUUGAUCUGUAGUUUCAAAAAACUCCAACCACAAGUGGCGUACUAAUGGGGGGACGAUCCACCCUGGGUGUCGCUCAUUAUGGGGUGCCACUCAUUAGGUUGGGUGCCACUGAGGUGGGGUGCCAUUGAACUGGGCUGUUGAGGAUGGCAUGGUCUGUAGGAUUUGACCGCUUCGCAAAUAAGAGGCAGCACAAAUCUGUGUCUCUGUUGGGGAUGAGGUUCCUGUGUUACAGCCGAAGAGUUAGAGUUCUGUUGUCUGCUGAUCUUAAUCAUUUGGUAAGUACUACAAAUUAUUCCCUUUUAUAGCAGCAGGUUCAUAGAAUAAUUUUUUUAAGCUCCCCUGUCGCUACUUAUAUUCUGUGCAAUUAUUUUCUUACUCUUGCAUUAUUUUGUGAGAAUACAUUUAUAUAUAAUUUUAUCUUGUAGUUAAAGGGACACUGUAGUCACCCAGACCACUUCAGCUCAUUGAAGUGAUCUAAGUGCAAGCUCCCAUCACCCAUCACCUUAGAGUGGUAAUUAUUGUUUUAUAAACUGCAAUAAUGACCUGCUAGGGUUAACGUCUCAUCUAGCGACUGUCUACCAGACAGCCACUAGAGAUACUUCCAGGCUUGAAGGCGACUUUUGGUCGGCUAAACGACGCUGGACGCGUUCACGCUAUGCCUGAGGACUUCCAGCGUCACUGGAUCCCCAUAGGAAAGCACUGAACAAUGUUUUCCUAUGGGGAAAUCCUAAUGCAAGCUGAGCCAGCACCAAGUGUCAUUGGCCCUGGAUGCAGGUAAGUGACAUAAGGGGUUAUUAACGCCUUCUGCACCAUGGGGGGGGAGGGACCUUGGCAAAUGGGGAAGUUAAAGUGCCAGGAAAACAUUUGUUUUCCUGACACUAUAGUUUCCCUUUAACGUGUAGUUUGUUUUUUGUGCACCUCUUAUUUUUAUAUUCUCUGUAUUACUGUGGGAUCUAUGUUGGGAUUUUACCUGGAAUGCUGACGCUGCACCAGUUUCCAUGUUUUCUUCACACAUUAAAAACAUGCGCAUUUCUACAAGUGUUUUUUUUUUCUGUAUUAGUAUAUUACGUAGGUAUCAUGUAUGCACACUGAGGUAUGCCACACAGCUGUGUCUUUCUUUUAUUUUGUUUCAGUUAUUGUGGCUCUUCCUUACAAUUUCAAAUGUCGGAUCUGUCCCAAUUGCCAAAUGCUCUAGUAAUGCCCUGUGCUCCAACAGCUGUUGAUCACAGCUGCCUUCACUGGACCCCACAACAAUUUUAAGGGCUAUCCUGAGUCAGCAAUGCGUGGAGUAAUGCAGGAGCAAUAACUUACUAUGUGCAUAACUGUUUUGUUGUUGAUCAUCCAUACAUUGAAAGCUAAUAAUGUAGUGUGAGUACUCUUGCAUUCAUAUUUAUUUAUAUAUGUAUUCAGUUGUGCUCAAAAGUUUGCAUACCCUGGCAAAAAUUGUGACAUUUUGACAUUGAUUUUGAAAAUAUGACUGAUCAUGCAAAAAUAAAUCUCUAAUAUUGAAGGAUAGUGAUCAUAUGGAGCCAUUUAUUAUCACAUAGUUGUAGUUGUAGCUGAAGUCACCCAAAUGGCCCUGAUUAAAAAUGUAUAUACCCUUGAAUGUUUGGCCUUGUUACAGACACACAAGGCGAUACACACAAGUUAAAAAUUGCAAUUAAAGGUACCAUUCUUUUACAACCAACAGUUAAAUAUGAAUCCCAUAAGAAAUAAAAUAAAUGUGUUUUGCCUGCUCACUCAUGUUUUCUUUAAAAAUGGUACAUGUAAUACCAAUUCUCCAAGUGUAUGCAAACAUUUCAGCACAACUGUAUAUGUUCUUAGAAGUGUGAAUGGAAUCUUGAUUUACCCAUAGGUAGGACUUGUUGGAUUUGUGGUGAUGCUUAUAGGAAAGUCUUUAAAGAUACAUCUCAAUGAAGUGGUCUAUUUGCAUUGCCCCUGGAAGUUUGUUCUCACAAUAUAAAACAUUGUCAUUUUGGAGAUACGGCAAUGCUUACAUUGCGGGGCUCAACACACAUCCAAUGGCGGUUACUCUGAGAGCCACCAUGUGGUGCUCCACAGUGUGAAUCGAGUCAGACUUUGUAAUUGGCAUUCAUUGUUUCACACAUUGCAUGAGGACAUCAUGCAUCCUCUGUUGCAUCUCAUAGAGAAGCAUUGCAUGAAAAUAAUUUGAUUUGAGGUGUGCGGGGAAUGUGCCUUAUGCAUGAGCUUUUGGAUCAGAAUAUUUCUUUUUGAGAAGCAUUUGAUUGGACGAGAACUCAGCAAAGUGUCUGACGAGGAGUCAGAGUAAGGAGGCAGAUUGGACAGUUUGAAGGACUCUAUCCCGGUGCCAAAAAAAAUGUAAGUGAAUGGUUUUUAGCUGUGAUUUGUUUUAGUUGUAAAAUAUGGAGCAGAUGUGACAUUGAUACUGGGGACCUUAUUCAAAGAAAAUGUAUUUGCACACUAUUGUUCCCCACCUAAUGCAAUGUUCUUAUUAGUGUACAGUCCCAAAUAUUGCCCAUUUUUUAAAUCAGACUCUAGUGUUUAUAACUGUGACAGUUCUAUCUACAAAAGUUAUGGACUAUCAUGUUAACAUAUAAAAAUUGAUCUCUCUCUUGUAAAAUGAUUGCAGCACAUUAGUUAACUAAAUGUUAACUAUGGGUUGUGAUAUCUAAAGACAAAACCAGUCUGUCAAAGGAUUUCUUAUUAUUCCUCUACUAAUAUAUACAUUAAAACUAUCGGACUAAAGAUCACGUUUUAAAGUUAUAUAACAGCAACAUUUUUAUUGUCUUUACAUUGUUAAUAUAUCAACAAAUUUGUUAAAGUUCUCUUACAAAAAUUUGUAUAGAGAGAUAGAGGGAAAAAGACCUAACAAAGGGAAGCUCUAAAACUGGAUAAAUAUAGGGAUCCACCAAAAAACCUAUUAAAAACAGAAUAAAUAAAAUCUGCUGCACAGGAAGUGUAGCAGUAAAAAUCCAGGAGCUAGUGAAUGUUAAAGGAUUAUUUUGCAGGAUAUGAUAUUAUUGUUGCAAGAAAUAAAAUUAAUAUGAAAAUUCAAAUGUGUGUGUAUAUACACAAACCAUAUAUGUAUGGCAGAAUUACCUCAUAACCCAGGAAACAGAAUUCUGGGAAAAGAGUAAUAUGUGCCAAAUUAUAUACUUUCACUCACUAACUUAGAUGAAAGCUGCAAAGGUUUAGAAAUAAAUGAAUAAACUAUCACCUUACACAAUGUGAUAAAAAAGUGUCUAUAGUUGGGCAAAGAGCCAGUACAUAGAGCUGGCUGCCCUAAGCAAUGAAUAGAAUGUAUCGCCAAAAAAUCGGUUAAAAAGUAACAAAGAUUUAUUGUUGCAUAAAUAUUUUUAUAUAUUUUUAUGCUACAAUAAAUCUUUGUUACUUUUUAACCGAUUUUUUGGCGAUACAUUCUAUUCAUUGCUUAGGGCAGCCAGCUCUAUGUACUGGCUCUUUGCCCAACUAUAGACACUUUUUUAUCACAUUGUGUAAGGUGAUAGUUUAUUCAUUUAUUUCUAAACCUUUGCAGCUUUCAUCUAAGUUAGUGAGUGAAAGUAUAUAAUUUGGCACAUAUUACUCUUUUCCCAGAAUUCUGUUUCCUGGGUUAUGAGGUAAUUCUGCCAUACAUAUAUGGUUUGUGUAUAUACACACACAUUUGAAUUUUCAUAUUAAUUUUAUUUCUUGCAACAAUAAUAUCAUAUCCUGCAAAAUAAUCCUUUAAUAUUCACUAGCUCCUGGAUUUUUACUGCUACACUUCCUGUGCAGCAGAUUUUAUUUAUCAACAAGUUUGUGUCUACAUAAUAGAAUGCUCACAGGUAAAGUAAAGUAAAGUAAUUAGAGAUCCCAUUGAUCUGAAACUGAAUUGUGAAGUAAAAACCAACUUUGUUAAAAUAUUUGGGCAUAUUCAAAACCCAAAACUAGGCAGGAGUGUUUUGACUAGCAUUUUUGGAAAGCCAGACAAACAAAAGGUUGUAACUAGCUGCAUCAUGUUUAUUUGAACAAGCUAAUCUAGUAAAGAAAACACGUAUCCUUUUUUUCCCCACUGCCUUGUUUUGUGAGCAAUCAAGCUACUUUAUAGCUUUGGGACUCCUUUUUACUGCUGCCCAUUUCCUAGCCCUAGAACUACAAAACCUACAAUCCUCUGGCCAUAUAUUGAUUUCUGGAAGAUGUAGGCUAUCAGGUGGGGUGCGAUGGGGAUAGAGUUUGAGAACCCUAUUUUAUUCCUUGUUUUACAUGAACACAGAAUGUUCAGGGUUAUCCCCGCUCUGUCCUUUCCAUAGAUGAGAAUCUCACGGGCCACACAUUUUUUCACUAUUUUGACAAAGAGAGCUCUUUUGUGUUGAAUCAGUUAGAAUACUGAGCAUUGUCAGAAGUCCACAUUCUCAAGUUGAAGGCCUAAAUCAGAUGAGAGUAAGACUGCUCAUGUGACACCCCAUUCAGUAAAGUUGCAGACUGAUAUUCCUUGCAGGAACACUGAUUCUGGUGCCUGAAGUCCGGGGCCACCAGGUCCUGCAUCACUACUAAACAAUUUGCUCACCAUUUAACAGAGGUGCUCGGUCCCUGGCAGCCUGCAGCCAGUGACCAAUUAUUCCAUAUCAAUUCAUGCCAGGGAUUAAUUAGGAAAAUGACUAGCUGAAAGCACAGAACUGACGUUGACAGACUAGCAUUUCCCUUUACAUAACCUCUGCCAUUUCAUUAUUGCUGGCUAGGGCUGCAGUGAGUAAACUGAUGUGGGAUAAGAUGUCCAAAGACUCCAGGCACCAUAACCACUUAAAUCAAUGGGUGCUUCCCUCUCUGUUAGUUAUCACCAACAGUUCGAAACGAAGACUUAGGAGUGAACUCAGAAGACUCUGAAAAAAAAUAACAUUUAAACCAUAGAGAACAAAGAGGUGGGAAAAUAAACUGAAUAACGCUUUGGGAUACAUGGAGGGUGGGGUUUGGUACAUUAGACUUCUCUUUAUUAAACGUUGAAGAGGGGCAGUAUUCCAAAUCUAAAAGUUUGACCAAUCAUUCCACUAUAUACUGAAUACAUCAAAUGUACACUGAACUCUACAUAGUAUCAGUUUCCCCACAUGUAGAUUUUCGACUUGAUGUGCAUGUUACAUUAAUAGGUACCCUACUCUAUGGUAUCUGUAAAGUGAAAUACAUUAAAGAAGUACUUAAAUUAAUGGAAUCCAUGAUUUACAAAUAAAAACACACAUGUUAAUAAUAAAAGGCUGAUACAAUUAUCGGAAGUUCACUUUAUUUACUAUCAAAUCAACUGAAACUGCAUUGAGCUGAAUGGGUUUCUACAACUGUCCAUUGCAUCAACUGUGUGCGAAUAGUUGAAUUAGCAAGCAUGUGAAAAUGAAACUCAUUUUAACAGAUAACUGAGCUGCAAAUUUAGAUGAAAAAUCUUAACUAGAAGAAUGGGUUGAAUUUGGUUAAAAUGGUUGAAUUUUAACAAUCAUAAGUGUAUUCCACUACUUUUCGACUCUUCAGAACUGUUACUUCUUUAUGUUAAAAAACAAUAUUUUAUUUACUUAUGCCUUGUAUUAACAACUGAUUAUUUAUAAGUGUGAGAAAUAUAUAAAACCUAGAAAUUAAUGACUCUUUAUCAUAUAUCUGGGUGGCUCCCUCGCUGUCAGUUAUUGUUAUAAGCUCUGUCCUUUGCACCCCGUAAUCAGCUAAAACAAAGCAUACAGAGAAGGAUAACUACUGAUUAAUUAUAAAUCAUCUUCUAGAUUUUAUUUAGUUGUAUAUUUUCGAAAGAACUGACAGUUUCCCAUUAAUUAAUAUAAUUGUUGCUCGAUAUUGAGUAAUACUAUGGCCUGAUAAUGACAACUGUGUAUCACUAGCUUUAGUUACACUCUCAUUAUGCUCGGCUUUGUGGUUAGUUUACCAUGAUUGGAAAAUUAUAAGCAAGAAGUUUAUAAACAUCUGAAAUGCCAGGGAUCUCUGACAUAACAUCAAAUAUAGGUUUGGAAUAUUUCAAAUUUCCUCUGAAGUCAUUGAAUUAGUAAAACUGGGCCCUCCCAUAAACUGUAUUAUUUGUCUGCAUUCUCAAUUUUGUUUUCAGUUCACCGUGCCCAAUCCUGCUCGAGGGGUGGUGUUGUCUGGUUGUCAGCAUACAAUGUGUUCAGGCUUGAAAAUAGAGCAGUGACUGGGUCUGACGUAAGGCAUCUGACAUUUUUUUUAAACAAAAAUAUUCAACACUCGUUUGAUUCAAAUAAAUCCUGGCUAUUUUCCAUAUAGCUCAUCAACAGUGUAUAGGGAUAGCAGCCAUUUUUUAGACAAUUUUUUUUCCUUAUCUUCAUUUCUAAACAAGCAAAACUAAAUUGCUGACUUGCUUUCAUAUGAUCUAUUGUCUGUUAUGAACUCUUGUCUCUGAAUUUUCCAGUGUAAUGCUUGCAUUACCUUAUAAAAUAAUGUCACUGUAGAAAAUAAAAACCAUUAGGUGUAGUAGCAAUACCAGCGCUAUCCAAAUGUUUUUUUUUUUUUUUAGUUUGAAGACUCAUUGUUAAAGGAACACUCCAAGCGUAAUAAUUCUUACAGCCUUCUGUAGUGGUUAUAGCGCUGGGUGUGGUUUGAUGCAUUCCCAAGGUAAGAUCGUAAAGUGUUUUAGCACAGUUUGUCAACUAACAUGGAUCCCAGUCAAACCAUACUAUUAUGGUUUGACUACUUACAUUGGGUGAGUGGCAGGGCAUUGCUGGCAUAAUAACCAUAAAGGUGUAUGGUAGUGGCUAUUCUGCUUAGAGUGUUCCUUUAAAAUGAGAGGCUAUAUGAAUUAUAGCCCCUGCACAUUAUUUUAUAAUCCCUACUUUGUUCAGUGUAUGUCCUGGCUUACCUUUGCUUUACGUAAGCCAUCUUAAAUCCUCUUUGGUUAGAAGAACCCCAUAUCUGAUCCUGAUCCUGAUGAAAGUUCCAGAUGGAACUGAAAAGUUGAUCUUUUAAUGGAUUUUCAAUAAACUGUGAGUUUUAACCUUCUAAAGCCCGAGAGUGCUGAUCACUAUUCACUAUAUAUAUAUAUAUAUAUAUAUAUAUAGUCGUCAGGACGAAAGCUUGAGGGGAUCAAGCAGAAACGUUGACUGUACUGUUUUAGUGGAGGUAAUAAAAGUUAAAUUUUAUUUAUAGUCCUUGGAGUGCUAUCAUUGACAACUAUUUUUAUAUUUUUGGCUGACAAGCACCGGGCAUUUAAUUUGGAAUUGGUGGAGUGCAAGAUCUAUUGGAUUUAUAUAUAUAUAUAUAUAUAUAUAUAUAUAUGAUCUAAGUAUAUAUAAUUAAAUUUUACACUGUUUUAAACAAUUUAAAAAAAAAGUUCAGACAGCAGGGGGAGUACCUGUCAUUACAGGUACUCCCCCUGCUGGCACUGCCUUGGACGGCCAUGCCGUCCAUGUGAUUGCGAGGUCCUCGCAAGGACCUCGCGAUCACAUGGCCCAGGGGGGCUGAAGAGGAAGGAGGGGAACUCCCUGGGCUCCCAGGUAAGUCACCACAGCGCGAUCGCCGGCUUGGGAUCGCCGGCAACCGGGUAAGUACAUAGGACGGCUGGGACGUGCUAUGCCACCCCCGGCCUUUAGAGCAAGUCCUUUAGGGGUUAAACAAAAUGCCAUUCAAAAUAAUUCUGCAGCUUUUUAAAAAUUAUUUUAAAUACCUACAAAUGGCAAUGUUGAGUCACCCACUCCAAAGCCAAAUGAAUCAUCUGGCAGAAUUAGUUGACUAAGAGGAACCUGCACUCCAUUCCCACUGAAUUACACUGUUCCCACUCACACAUCAACUUAAGCUUGUUUUAGCAGGGCCAUCGUCACCUGCUGUUCAUGUGUGGCCAACUUGUCUUGUUACUUGUAUACUUGUCUGUUAUCCCACAGCACUGUAAAAUUUGUUGGCACUUUAAAAAUAAUAAUAGUGAUAAUAUUUCACACGUUCAGUAAAACGGGAGAAUCUCUCCAACACAUUCAAUGGACAGAAAUAGAAGCAAAAGUAACUGAAGAGUCUGAACAUUGUGUGGGAGAUGAUGUGGACAAUGUCUAAAGCAGUGGUUCCCAAACCAGUCCUCAUGGCCCAACAACAGUUCGGGAUUUAUGUAUAUCCCUGUUUUAUUCCAAUGGAGAUACUAACAAAACCUGGACUGUUGGUGGGUCUUGAGGACUGGUUUGGGAAAUGCUGGUCCAAAGGAAAGGAAUCAACCAUACAUGCCCAAACCAUUACGAGAGUCUAUCAGAGCCCAUCUUAUUUUAUUAAUUGUAAAUAUCUGGGAUUAAUGUACUAAUUGCAGAAUUAGAGACCAUGACCAAAUUACUAUGUUUGCUGCAGGCACUUCGUCCGCAUUACGUUUGCAAACAAAUCCUGGAAGCUCAAAACUCAGAUAAUUAAAUAUUAUUAUUUAAAGAAAUAUCUCUAGUGUCUAGACAUUUGCCCUUUUAAGAAGGGUACCUUUAGGCAGGUACCUACUUUACCAAAAGGGAUAUCCAGCUCUAUUUGCUGGCUAGUUGCAUUGCGGCUGAUUGAUAGUUGCUGGUUGGCUGACUUGUGAUUGCUGACUGGCUGCUUAGGUGGUUGAAUAAUGGAAGAGCAUUAAUUAUAUUCAUUAUUAUUGUGCAGCAAGCACAAUAUUUUAAAUAUUUUAAAACACAUGUACUUGUUAGCAGAAUCCAAAGUACAUACACAUAUUUACUGAGUGGUGUGCUAAAAGGACCUCGAACGGGGGGUAACCCACAACCUUAAUACAACAUAAGAGUGAAACGCCUAUUGAAAAAAACAAAAUGGUUAUGGGGCUCCUCAUUACCCCUAUAACCAUUUUGGUUUUUUAAUGUAAAUAGGGCACUUUUGUGUCCUAUAUACCCUUAUAUACAGCUUUGUACUCUACAGCAAUAUGAAAAAAAUGGAACAAUAAUAAUUGCAUUCUAUUUAGCACUAUUUACCAAAUGUCUUGUCCUGAAUGGUUUAAAUCAAUAUGAUUACCAAUAAAUUAUCGAACUGUUGCAUAGGUAAGAUAUUGGUAAAAAUACAAUUAGGUACAUUUUUUUUUUCAUUCUUUAUUUUGUUCGUGCAUGUGUUGAACAUGUGGAGUAGCUCUGCCACAGCAGCUGGCACGUCCAGAUAUACAUUUUGCUUUUAAACAUAUGGCAUUAAAUAAAUACAGUGCACUUUUUUGUGUUAAUAGGGUAAGUAUGCAGGGAUGUCUUUUGUUUUAUAUAGUUAAAGGGACACUAUAGUCACCUGAACAACUUUAGCUUAAUGAAGCAGUUUUGGUGAAUAGAACAUGCCCCUGCAGCCUCACUGCCAUUUAGGAGUUAAAUCCCUUUGUUUAUGAACCCUAGUCACACCUCCCUGCAUGUGACUUGCACAGCCUUCCAUAAACACUUCCUGUAAAGAGAGCCCUAUUUAGGCUUUCUUUAUUGCAAGUUCUGUUUAAUUAAGAUUUUCUUAUCCCCUGCUAUGUUAAUAGCUUGCUAGACCCUGCAAGAGCCUCCUGUAUGUGAUUAAAGUUCAAUUUAGAGAUUGAGAUACAAUUAUUUAAGGUAAAUUACAUCUGUUUGAAAGUGAAACCAGUUUUUUUUUUCAUGCAGGCUCUGUCAAUUAUAGCCAGGGGAGGUGUGGCUAGGGCUGCAUUAACAGAAACAAAGUGAUUUAACUCCUAAAUGACAGUGAAUUGAGCAGUGAAAUUGCAGGGGAAUGAUCUAUACACUAAAACUGCUUUAUUUAGCUAAAGUAAUUUAGGUGACUAUAGUGUUCCUUUAACGCUAGAUGUAGAAGAAUCAGUGCUUAGUUGGUUUCUCUCUGAGCUGGGCUAAACACUGUCAGUCAGACAACUUGUUAUGCUUUUGUAUGGCUAUGCUGGGUAGCUGGUUAGAGGCUGGUGUCUUUACAAUGUCGAUUCUAUGAGGUUUCGUGUGUGUCUGGCUAUUUAGGGUGGCGUGAUCUCAAUGUGUAGGUACAUUUUUUUGGUGACAUUGUGGCACAUUUACUCCUAAAUGCUUUUACUAGAUGAGUUAUCUCUGUGGCUAUGAGAAAAGAAAAAGUAUUUAACAUGACAAAAAUCUUUUCAUAGGAAACCAUAGAAACCCAAACCAGAGAAAGUGCACUUAGAUGUUUUCUAGAUGCUGCUGUGGUUUCCUGGGUGUAAAAAUGUCUGUAAAUGUAACACAGAGGGACCUGUGAGGGGAGGUCAAAGAAGGCAUACAAUGCUAGUCAGGUUAUCCUUUUGUAGCUUGACUGGGAUAAGCAUUGCAUUCAAAUUAACCAUUUCAAUGCAUUAGCAAAGAGCACUGUACUAAUUUGCUCUGUUGUGUUGAAUGGGAAAACAAAACAAAAACCCAUCAUCUGUAAGACCUCAGUAUUUACUGCUGUCUCUCAUAAGACUUGAUGCACAUUACGCAUAUUAAAAUUUUAAAGAGGCCCACUAAACACCAUAACCAUUACAGCAACUUUUAGUGGUUAUGGUGCCAGGAGUGCCAUAACUACAUGUCAGUGUAAGUUAUUAAUCUAUUUAGAAAUAGUUUGAUACUUCUCUGGUGGUCCUACAAGUCUGCCUUGAUAUGUUAAAGCAGACAUACAUACUUCUGCACUAGCAUUCCAGCUUUGGGUAUUUUUUCAUUGGCAGUGUCCAUUUAAAUAUAAUUGACUAAUCUUUGUACUUAUACCAUGCAAUGUACUCAGCAGGAGAAGGAUGAUAAGAGCUUGUGGUGGCAGUUGCCUCUGGACUGCUAACAUAUGGGGAUUGUGGAUCGUAGAGUAACUAACAGCGUGAUGACAAGUUUGUUAGCAAAGUACUGCAGAAGUGAGGCUGUAGUCAAGAACUGUGCAGAUACUUUGCUAUAACAGUGGAUGUGUGCUUGGGCUGAUGACCCAAAAUCUCAAUGGUCUCUAAAUCAGGACUGGGUCACGGUGAUAUUUCCCUGGAGAUUGAAGUAUCUGGGGGUGGCCAGGCUGUCAGACUAUGGUGAAUAUGGAUGAUGUGGUGGGAUUGUUAAGUAGCUGCAGGUUAAAAUGAGACAUUGGUAUCAGCAAAAUAGAGUCGAUCACUUAGACAUGCAUAGAUUUCUGUUAAUGCUCCCUGGAGAGGGCAUGUGAUAUCACUAACAGCAACACCAGCAGUCUCCAUAUAGUAAACCAGGUGCUCUGGGGGCUCUGAUGGCCGAAGCCCUGAAUUUGAGUUUUGUUAGCCACAGAUCUCUACAGAUUAUUGAGAUGCUUCCACUUGAAGGCUGUUCCAUGUAUUUACUAUCCUUUCUAUAUCACUGUUAGCCCUACCACUUCCACUGGAGGGAUGUAUAGUGAUAUAGAAAGGGUAGUAGAUACUUAGCCUCUACCACUUCCACUGGAAGACUGUUCUAACAGUGAAUGUAUGUGUGACUUGUUUAUAGCAUUUAUGUGAUACACACAAUGUGCAUAUAGAAUGUAACACUAACUUCUGAACAGCUGAAAGAUCAAAAUUAAGUUAACCAAUUUUUUUUUUUUACUUUCAGGCAGCUGUUCAGCAAAUAACUCCCUAAUGGUACCCUUAUCUGAGAUUACCAUUAUAAGGAUACCAAAUUAGGGAGUUAUCUACUAAACACAACACCUUCCUAAUUUGGUACCUUUAAUUAUGGCAAUCCCAUGUAAGGAUAGGAUGUCAAAUGAGGGAGCUGUCUAAUAAACAACUGAAAGGUGAAAAUUAAGAGAAAAAAAGUCCUUUCCCUUAUUUGCUACCCUUAAUUAUCCAUGUAAACAGAUCGUCAAUACUGAUGAUCUCAGCCAGGAGUGUGACAGCGUAGGAUACAAACAGCUUUUGUUUCCUUUUACGGGGGACCCUAACUCUAAAUAGGCAAGCGAGAACUCCAACAUUACAUGUUUGUAUUUCUAACACAGUUUGCCUUUAAUUCUACACUGUAAUAUAAUUAACCACAUAUGUUUAAUAAAGAUAAACUUUUGUUUCUUAAGCAUAAAUGGCUCAUUAACCCCUUAAGGACUGGACUGUUUUUGCGAUGUUGUACAUUUGCGACCAGGCAUAUUUUUACACUUUUGUGGUGUUUGUGUUUGGCUGGAAUUUUCCGCUCUCUCAUUUACUGUUCCCAUACAAAUUAUAUAUUGUUUUUUUCAGGACAAAAGGGGCUUUCUUUACAUACCAUUAUUUAUAUAAUCUCAUGUAUUUUAAUUUAAAAAAAAUAAAAAAAUAUGAUGAAAAAUUGAAAAAAAUACAUGUUUUUUGACUUUUACUUGAAAAAUCUUUUACUCAUCUACAAAAGCGAAUUAAAAAAACUGCUAAAUAGAUUCAAAAUUUUGUCCUGAGUUUAAAAAUACCCCGUGUUUACAUGCUUUUUUGCUUUUUUUUGCAUGUUAUAGGGCUAUAGGUACAAGUAGAAUAUUGCGGUUUCAAAACAUAAAUUUUUUAAAUUUAUCAAUAGUGACAUUGUAACACUAUUAUCUGUCAUAAAUCUCUGAAUAACACCCCACAUGUACAUAUUUUUUUUAAAGUAGACAACCCAGGGUAUUCAAUAUGGGGUAUGUCCAGUCUUUUUUAGUAGCCACUUAGUCGAAAACACUGGCCAAAGUAAGCAUUCAUAUUUGUUUGUGUGUGAAAAAAGUAAAAAAACUAAAUUGAACGCUAAUUUUGGCCAGUGUUUGUGACCAAGUGGUUACUAAAAAAGACUGGACAUACCCCAUUUGCAAUACCUUGGGUUGUCUUCUUUUGCAAAUGGUAUGCCAUCAUGGGGGUAAUUCUCAUUCCUGGGCUACCAUACGCUCUCAAAGGCAACGUAACCAACCUGGCCAUUUUCAAUGUAAAAAUAUUUGACCCAUAUAUUUGACCUUGUAACUUUCAAAAAUACUAUAAAACCUGUACAUGGGGGGUACUGUUUUACUCAGGAGACUUUGCUGAACACAAAUAUUAGUGUUUAAAAACUGGAAAACGUAUCACAACAAUUAUAUCAUCAGUAAAAGUGCUGUUUGUGUGUGAAAAAUGCAAAAAAGUCACUUUCACUGACAAUAUCAUCGCUGUGAUAUGUUUUACUGUUUUGAAUCACUAAUAUUUGUGUUCAGCGAAGUCUCCCGAGUAAAACAGUACCCCCCAUGUACAGGUUUUAGGGUGUCGUAGAACGUUACAGGGUAAAAUACAGUGCUAGCAAAUUCAAUUCUCUGGAAUUUCGGCCUGGGUUGGCAGGCAGGUCCCUUAAAUUGCAAUCAAUAAAAUUACUGAAUUAUGUAAAACUAUUACAUAAAUACGCACGUAGAAUUUAAAUAUAUAUGCAUAUUUAUAUAUUUGAAGUCUACGUGUAUAUUUAUAUAAUUAUUUAUGUAAUUUUGUAUAUGGACAUAUGUAUAUUUCUUAUUAUUUUUAUUUAUUUUUAUAUACAUAGAUAUAUAUACAAAUUCAUUCUAAGUGUAUUUUGAUAUAAAUAUAUAUAUAUUAAUUUUAAAAUACAGUUAGAAUAAAAUUUCAUAUAGCUAUAUAAUUUUUUUUAAUUUUUUUAUUAUUAUUUAAAAAAAAAUUUAUUUAAUUUAAAUUACUUAUUAUUUAUAUUUUAUAAUAAUAUAUAUAUACAAUAUAUAUAGUUAUUAUAUACAUUAUAUAUAUACGUGUGUAAUUUAAUUAUAAGUGUAUUUUUAUAUUAAUAUAAGUACAUAUUAAUAUAAAAAUACACUUAGUAUGGCAUUAUAUAGAUGAUAUAUAGACAUAUAUUAUAUAGAUAUAUUAUAUGUCUAUAUAUCAUAUAUACACAUAUAUAAUUAUUAUUUUUUUUUUAUUAACACUAACUUUAUUUUUUUUUGAUUUUACACUAGCAGGGAGACUGCCUGUCAGCACAGGCAGUCCCCCUGCAGGCAGACACUAUGGACACCUAUUGUGACCAUGUGAUCGCUGUGUUAAGCGAUCACAUGGCCACAGGGGUCCUAAUCUGCCGUGGGGAGACUGUCUGGGCUGCAGGCAGUCUCCCCACAACCGGAGCCACGCUGAUCGCCGCCGGGGGAACGACGGCGAUCAGGUAAGUACCCCCAGACCGUUAGGACGGUUCAGGACCGUCAUCGGUCCUCAAGGCAAAAAUGCCGAUGACGGUCCUGAACCGUCCUCGGUCGCUAAGGGGUUAAAAGAUAGUGAAACAUGUUUAUCUUAUGACAUAAUACCUAUCCAGCUAUCCAUAUUAACAUUUAACCACACAUUAACUAAGAAAUAUGAAGGGAAUGCGUGUAAAAUAGUUUAUUAGUUGUUAUUAUUAUUAUUAUUAUUAUUAUUUUAUUAUUUAUAUAGCACCAGAAAAUUCUGUGGAGCUGUACAACUGAAACUGCAUAUAUAUUUUUGAAAUGUUAUAGGUAAAUAAUAAUAAUAUUGAAUUUAAAAAAAAUAGCAUAAAAAUUUACUGCUGUCACCACUUGCAUUAAAAUAAUAAUCAUUAUUUCUCAUUGAAUUCAAUAAGUCCGUUUGAGAAUUAUUCAACUGGCAGAUUUUGGCAAGUGCUGAGCAUGCACCUAUGAUAUGCAAUGUGUCUCUAUAAGAAACUAGUGAUUGGACAAGCACAUGUUUUAAAGUUAAACAUUUGAUUAAAAGGAUACUGUAGUCAUUAAAAAAAACUUUAGCUUAAUGGAGCAGUUUCAGUGUAUAGAUCAUGCCCUUGCAGUCUCACUGCUCAAUUCUCUGCAUUUUAGGAGCUAAAUCAUUUUGUUUAUUCAGCCCUAGUCACACCUCCUUGCAUGUGACUUUUACAGCCUUCCUUAACACUUCCUUUAAAGAGUCAUCUAAUGUUUACACUUCCUUUAUUGUAAAUUCGGUUUCAUUUAGAAGUUCCUAUCUCCUGCACUGUUAUUAACUUGCUAGACCCAGGAGGAGCCUCCUGUAUGUGAUUAUGGUUUAAUUUACAGAGCAGGAUGUAAAAAAAAAAAAAAUCAAAGUAGGUAGCAUCUGAUUGGAAAUGAAAUGACAUUUUUAUUUUCAUGCAGACUGUGUCAGUGUCGGGUUCAGUGUUUAGUAGACGGAGCCCAAAUUGCAGAGGAGCACUGAAGACAAUGGACCAAGUUUGCAGUACAAAAGGAUCAGACAAAGAGAGUAGUCAGGGAAGCCAACGGUCAGGACAGGCGGCACAAGUUCAGAAGCGAUGAUACAGGCAAGGGUCAAAAUCAGGAUACAACAGAAUAGUCAACUGAGUGAGAAGUCAAGGGUGUGUGUGGUUUAAAUAGGGAGAAUGGGUGGUCUUGUUCAUUGUAGCUCUCCCUGGUCUCCACCUCCUGUACCUUUAAAAGGAUCUGCUUCGGCAUGCUCACGCCCUUUGAUUCUCCUGAAGUUCUGUCUCCUGUGUGGUCAUGUGUGAGAAGUGGCAGCGUUCGUGUAAACAGAGUUCUGUCUUCUGUGUCGACAAACGGCAUUCACAUGAAUAGAGGUGUAGGGUCCUGCAGUGCAUGGAAAACAAAUAUGUUUUUCUGGCACUGGAGAGUCCCUUUAAACAGGGUAAAGACAACUAAACUACGGUCAUGUCACAUAGACAUGAAAGAUUGACAUACAACAUAUGUCAUGCAAAUAGGGAACAUGCAUGUAAGAUUCCUCAUUUGGGUGUUGCACAUAAAAAAAAACAAAAAAACAGGAAACCAGUAUCAACACAACUCAAUCUCUGUUAGUGCAAAUAGAAAGAAUGUAGCCUUACUAAGUAACUUGCACUGUAACCUUCUGGAAAAUAAUCUAAGGCUCAAAACUAGGAGAAUAAUAUAUGUUCAAAUCUUCCCCAUACUUUUCAUUAUUGAUAUUUGAUUGGUAAAUUGUUAUGUUAAUUUGUAAAUGUGAAUGAUUAAUUUAUAUAUUCAUUAUUUUCAUUCUAUAUACAAUAUGAUUAUAUUUUUUUUAUUCCAAUUAUCUUCAAUAACUAAAAAAAAUAAUAAUACAUUAAACUAAUAUAUAAAUAUCUAACUUUACAAUCUUUUAUCUUUAAAGAAGUGAAACUAUCUAUAAUGGUAAAAAAAUCAUUGUGAUCUUAUCUACAUGAAAAAAAUGAUGGUGUUUCUUGUUUCCCAUUUUCCCUUCUGUUUAUACAAUAUCACACUCAUACAGUGACAGCUGGGCUUUGUUAAGCUGAAUAAAGAGGACAAGUAUAGGACAGAUUGGUAUUUUGCCAUCAAGUGAUAUUGGUUCUUAAAAUGGUAACAUUUUUAGAACAAAGAGACAAAAAUAAUGAAUACACUGUGCAAUAAAUAAUCAUGCAUGUAUUUUUUUAAUUUUUUUUUUUUUAGGAAAUAAUCAUGCCUUUCAACAGUUUUCCAUUUUACCCGCAAACGAGAAAACCAUUUUUAUAUGAUACCAGCAUAGUGGAAAUCAUCAUUAUUUGUAGUGUGACCGCAUGCACAUUCAUUAUCAUAUUGCCAGGAAUCAGAGGAAAAUUGGUAAGGAUUUUCACAGAGAACCAAAAUAAUGAAACAGUUUAUUUAGUGUUAUAAGAGUAAAGAAUUAAAAAAAAAAAGUGCAGUAAGUGAACAACAACCUUUAUUCAUGCAUAAUUAUGCCUGAGUAUACGAUUUAAAACUUACUUGACAUUUUUUUUAUAUUUGUGUAUUCUAUUGAAUAUGCAGUUUUUAUUAAUAAAUAAUAACAAAAAUAUUUUUUACAUAAAUAAACUUAUGCUAUCAUUCUAUAGAGUACAAUUUAAUGGAAACAUUGUUCCAGGAAACAUGAUAACAAAUGUGGUUUUACAUAUCAGGACAUCAUCUGUUCCUUAGCAGGUCUUAAAAUUAGGUAAAUAUAACCUCAGAUGAGCAACAAUAGAUGGCAUAUUACACAGUCUCAUGAUUCAUUCAACUAAAAUAAAUCCAAAAUGGAGAAGCCAAAGUACACCUUAUGAAUCAAUAGCUCAUAGAACCACCUUUGGUAGCAAUAACUUGAAGUAAUUGUGUUCAUAUUACUUUAUCGGGUUCUCACAUUUUUGCAGAGGAAUUUUGACCCACUCUUCUUUACAACCUUGUUUCAGUUCAUUGAUGUUUGCUGUCAUUUGUUUUAGGCACAGCAUUUCAAUUGGGUUGAGGCCUGGAUUUCGACUGGGCCAUUGCAAUACCUUGAUUUUUUUUCUUUUAGCCGUUCUAUUGUAGAUUUGCUGCUGUGCUUGUAACCAUUGCCCUGUUGCAGAUGACCUCACAUUUGACUGUAGAAUAUACAGAGGAGUUCAUGGUCAACUUAAUGACUUCAAAGUUCCACCAUGCUUUACAGUCGGUAUGAGGUGUUUGUGCUGAUAUGCUCUGUUUGGUUUUGCCCAAAUGUGCGUUAUGACCAAACAGCUCCACUUUGGUCUCAUCUGCCCAAAGGACAUUUGCUGUAGAAGACUUAAUUUUUGUACAGAUGCAGCUUUGCAAACUUAAGCCGUGAUGCAAUGGCCUUUUUAUAGAGAAGAGAAUUACUACUGGCAACCAUUCCAAACAAAACAUACUUGUUCAGUCUUUUUCUAAUUGAACUGUUAUGAACUUUAACAUGCUAACUGAAGCUUGUAGAGUGUGAGAUGUAACUCUUGUUAUUUUUGCAAUUUUGCUAAGCUUUUCAUAUUCUGACUUUGGGGUGAAUUUGCUGGGACAUGCACUCCUGGGAAGAUUGGCAAAUGUUUUCCAUGUUUGAAUAAUGAAUGACUGUAAAAUGAUGGACUUUACAUUGUUUGGAAAUUGCCUUAUAACCCUUCCAAGUUUGAUGGGCAGCAACAAUUGCUUCUAUAAAAUCAUUGAUGAUAUCUUUCCUCCUUGACGUUGUGUUAACACACCUGAAUGCUCCAGACCAGCAAACAGCUUAAAUGUCGGCUUUUAUAGAACUGGUCACCCUUGCUGAUGAUCAAUUCAUCAGUGACAUUAGAUUAGCAGCAUUUGUCUGCUACUUAUUUUCUGUGGAAGCAGUAAGGGUGUUCUUAGUUUUUUACCCAUGGCUUUUCCAUUUUGGCUUUAUUUUUGUCAAAUAAAUCAUGACACUGUGUAAUAGGUCAUGUAUUGCUGUUAAUCUGAGGUUGUAUUUACCUAAUUUUAAGACCUGUUUUUUCCAUGAUUGUAAGUGUAGUGCUUACUUUAAAAAAAAAAAUGCAUAUAUUAUCAAUAGAGAAGUUCAAACAAUAAAUAUGCCCAAAUGGUGCCUGUAAUAUUCCACAAAGCCCAAACACAUUUAGGGGUGAACAGCUAAAAAAUGAGUACAAGGGAAUCUCUGGCUUAUUAUCUUUUACCAUACAUUAAAAAGCUCACAUCAUCUCAAGGGUAACCAUUAACCUCCUAUUCAAUUCAUUAUUAAAGAACCACAACAGUUUUCUAUCCAUAUGCAAUACCCUCUGACAACAGCCCCACUCUCCUCACUAUUGCCAAUAAGAACAUUCAAAAUACAGUCUGGGCAAAUCUUUGUAAUUUGUAAUUCUGGUAUUCAAGAUCUAUACCACCACAUUCUUCUUAACUCUCUGACCGCUUGAUUCUUCUCUCAAAUUUGGUAAUAAAAAGUAAUUCCUUUUUCUUUGCCAGCAGGGCUAGCAUAAAUAGGAAAAUCAUGGGAUAGCAAUGCAAAGAAACAUAAAUAAGUGCGAGCCCAUGGAAAUCGCAGGUUUGAACUGUACAUCUGUAUUACCUUAAACAUGAGCAGUCUUACCACUCAUUAAACACAUUAAUGGCAGCCAAUCACAUCUCACAUGACAUCUGGCAAGACACCAUCUAGGAACCAUUAAAUACCAUCUAAGAUGAAAUAUAGGAGAACAAUAAUAGAUUUUCCAGAUGAUAACCAACUAAAUCAACCCUCUCCCACUGCCUUAAACAGUCUGUGCAAGCUCCACACACUGAACUGUGCAUCAAUAUCAUGUCAACACAAGCAGCAGCAUGGCCAUUCACGAAACAUAACCAUGAUCUCACUUAGUAUUUAGUAAACCACAGCCUGUGAUGAUGACUUUAGCACAUUAAUAAUGGCUGCAGUAGCUAAUUGAGAAAACCAUGCAAACAGAAACUUUACAAAUAAAACUGCAUACAUUUCUCCUAACACACACACACACAAUAUAGUCAGUCAAGAAAAUGUGUAGCUUAGCACCUCAUUUCAUUCAACAUCUGGUAAGCCAUAGUCACCCACAAAUAUUCUCAAGAUAGCACAAUUGUUUAAAAAACAAAAAUGCUGGUACCUUUAUUACUUUACCGAGUGUAUAUACAAUUCUUUAUGUUUUUGUUUAUUUUUUUGUUCUUGCCAGUAAGAGAUUAGGAAAAUGUUUCUUUGAACUAUAUCUUAUAUAGUGUUACCUUCAUAUAUUUUGUAAAUAUGUCCUUGAUAAAACUUUGUAGAGAUUGUGUAUGGGCUAGUGCCUCAUUUAAAAGGACUUACUUCAAAAAUAUUCAUUUGUUUAAAGUCAACAUAAAAACUAUAGCUAUCAUAGCAAAGCUAUAAUAUCACUGGAAUAAAAAUGCACACUAUUUUAUAGUGAUACCACAAUAUUCUCCAUGUACUAGGUGAAAUUAUGGGUAGUUAUGUAUAGGGUUAGUGGGCGCCAGGAGAAAGAGGACUCAGGGUUAAGUGGUACUUGCUCAGGGUACCCGAGGAUCAGUGCCUCUUUGGCCAGUACCCUGAAUCCAUACUACCAUAUGUGACAAUAUUAAGAUUUAAAAUGAAUGUGACAAUAUUUAUUUAAAAUUAAUUUGUAAACUGUGAUAUGAUUGGAAAAUAUGCAUGUCAUUAAUGAUGCAAUUACUUGAAUAAUUAACACGAGAUUUGGAGUUAGUCAGUAAACUAACUUUAGUAAAAAAGGCAUUUAAACGUAAUAUUCCUCAGAAUCUGAUGUAUUACGACUUUGUAUUGACAUGUCCAUCAAGUUAGAGUACAAUUGUCCAACUGGAAUGUAUUUGUCCCAAGUGAGAUGAUUGGGACAACAACAUCAUUUGUUGCCUCUACAGAGUUUCGGCACUAAUUUAUCAACAAUUCUACAUGUAUCUUGACUGAUGCAAAGUCUAAAAACAUUAAAGUGUCAUCAUUUUAACUAAUAAAUGACAAUUCCAUUUGAAUUAAAUGGCUUCGAAAAUUGCAUCAAAGUUAUACUCUGACCAUUGCCACAUGAACAAAAUAUCAUCAAUGGAUCUCAUUUAUAAGGAUAAAACUUAAACUACCCUAACUGUGAUAAAGUGCUACAUUCGGAGCAAUCAGUGGGGAUAUCUCAUUAAUAUGUGUGGGUGUUGUUAGAAAUAUUGUAUGUAUACAUAGCAUUAAUCCAUGUAUAAGUGCUAUAUUUGGAUAGCACUUAAAAGUGCUAUCCAAAUAUAGCACUUAUACAUAAUUUGUGUGGGUGUUGUUAGAAAUAUAGUACUUAUCCACCCAUGUAUGUCAGUUUAACUUUGAUAAUUAUAGCCCUGUUUUUUUUCACCAAGAAAGUUUGUGGAUAUUUGUGGAUAUUCUAUUGCAUUUAUCCCCAGGCAAAUAUAUCCAUUCUGCUAGCCAAGCAUUCAUUGAGUAAAAUAUCUGGCAACAUUAAUUGAAAGUGAUUGUUAGUGUAUUUGAUUAUAAUAUAGCCAUAACCAAACAUCAGUCCAAAUAUUCUAUGAUUAUAUAUUGAUAUUAUAUCAAAUAAUUAUAAACAAAAAUCAUUGUUAAAUAUAAGUGCAGUUGUAUUGUCAAUGUUUGCUUAUACAAAGUCUAUAACUGGAAUAUUUCAUUAGCAGUGUCAAGUGAAAUAUGUACAAGCGGUCCUAAACAAAAAAAAAAAAGCAUGUCAUAUUCGCUAGAAGUGUGGUCUUUUCAUUUACUGGAAAAUGAGAAGUUUUUUGUAUCCAAGCAAAAUGUCAAGAGCAUUGAUUUAUCAGUGAUGCACCAGUUAGUGGAGCAUGGAAGCUAAUUUUUAUUUUAGACCUAAUUUGGUUUAAACAUAUUUGAUGUUGGAAUGUGGCCUGUCCAUAAUUUGAUACACAAUUUUUUUUACAGUUGAUCCAUAACUUAUAAAAUGGCACAGAGUAGACAACUUUUCUCUUAAAUUAAUAUAUAUUAUUUGGUCACAUGACUUUUUGUAAUUCUUUGUUUGAUAAGCUAUUAUUUUGUUUGUAUUAUUCACAGAGACUGUUUUGGCUUUUGAGAGUACUGACAAGUCUUUUGAUUGGUGCUGUGAUUUUAGGUAUGUAUAAUUAUUUAAAAAAAAAGACAAUUUUCAAUUGUAUUAGAUAAAAUACACAAUGAGACAGAAUACUACAUUUAGUUAAAUGAACAGAAAAAACUAUUUAAAGAAACCCUCCAAGCACUACAACCUGCUGUACAAGACACAUCAAGUAUUCUCCAAGACAGAUUCUUCUACAGAGCAAAAUGAGGUGAUGCAGGGCCUUCUUAUUGGCAGCUUUCCAAUGAUUGUGGUAACAUCUGCCUUCUCUUACUGGAUGUAGCUCAUUAGACGCAUGACCCGCAUGGUCCAGUUGGACCUAUCCGUUUUCAAAUGUUGCUAAAAUAGUUUGUCAUCUUACUGUGCGAUGGCUCCAAUGCACUCGUGGCACCACAACCUAACAUGGGUAAGGGUUAUGUUGAUUAGAGUGUUCUUUUAAGUGAAGAAUUAUAAACCUUUGAUAUGUUUUAUUUCAAUUACAGUAUUGAUCAGAAAAGUACUGAGAUGAAAAUAAUAUAUAUUUUAAAAAAUAAAUUAUAUAUAUAUAUAUAUAAUUGAGUCGUUAGCAUAUUAACUGAGAAUAUUAUGUUCAAAUGUUAUGAUAUACACUACUUGCUGAUGUGCCCGAAAAGGUAAAAAUAUUUGGAAUCUAAGUGGAAUGCUAUAAAGUCAAGGGUCUGGUUUUAGAACCUUUUCAUUAUUGGCUCCAGUUUUUCUGAAAAUCUACAACUGCAGGUUUCAUUUAUCUCUCUGUAUUACAAUCUGUAAUGAUUUUUUUUAAUCUGCCAUUGUACAUUUUACAUUCUUCUACUAAUCCUCUCAUUCUGUGUGUUGAUUUAACAUACAAAAGGCAGAGUUUUGAAUAACAAGCAAAUAUAAGAUAUAGGUUUGAUACAAUUUACCUUUGGGCUGAAGGCCUUGUUUUUACUUUGCCUCCUAGAAAUUCCCCUGAUGCAAGAUAUUUUCUGAACCACUACUUAAAAUUAUUUCUGUGCUUGGAAAUGUGCAUUAUAGUUUGGAUAGCCUUGGGACAACUAGGUUGCACACAUGCAAACACAAAGAUACAAACAAAUCCCAAGAUUUAUAUGUAUAUUUACAUACAUACAUACAUACACACACAUAUGCAUGUAUCUAAACACAUUCCUAAUAUCACUACAUACAGAUAUAUUAUUGAAAUUAGUACAUUUGCACAAAAGACAACAUUUCUAAUUCCAUUGUGAGAUAGUUCAGUGUAUAGAGCUCCACGUGCAGUAUUUCAGAGUAGCCAGUUUAAUGUCUAGAAAAGUCAGAGCUUUUCAUCCUUCCAAACUCAAUGAAAUUAAGUUGAGUGAUAACUAAUAACUUCUAAACCUAGGGGAGGACUUGAAACUAGCAAGCAGCUAAAUGUAUCUAUCCUUGUUAGAUAUUUACCAUUAUCAUUAUUAAUUCCUGGUUCAGAGAAUAAACCUUUUUAUAACAAAAAUGCACAUUAUGCUUGAGAACCAGAUUGUUACAAAACAUCAGUAAUCUGGGAAUUAUAGAGAAUGUAGAAAUGGAUUACAAAUUCUAGGAUAGAAGUUAACCAGGAUUGCUGGAUAGGGACAUUAUCCCACUUGGGUUAUAACUGCCUAAAAUUUGCAAUAGCCUUGUCAAUUCUCACCAGUUUUCAGUACUUAUAACCUUUUAGCAUUAAAAUGCAGUACGCAUUAUGAAUUCAUUGAUGUGUUAUAUGAAUGAAUAAUACAUUUUAAAAUCAAAUGGCAUGAAUAUCCAAUUAAUAAUCCUCCAAUAACUCAUUGUGAAAUGAUACAUACCAAUAUGAUUACAUAUGUGUCACCCAAGAUAUUUAAAACUGUUUUAGAGAUUUGUUGUCAGAAAAUAUAAAUAUCAGUCCAGGCAACAUUCAUGUGAUAUUAAUUAAUGUAAUGUGUCCAUCAACCUAGCAAUUUAAAUAACAGCUAAUUAAUUUCAAUGAUAAUUGACAUAACUAUUUGUAGAUUGAGCAGAUAGAUAAAAAUCCUGAAAAGAAUAAACAAUGUUCUAUGUAAUCAUUGCAAUGCAUCAUACAAUAUACUUUUAGUACAGGGCAAUAUUACAUUUAUCAUCAUAAAGAAAGUAGGAUAUACAAUGGAGCUAGCUAACUCUACGUCAUAUAUUUGUCAUUUUAGCAUUUCAAGACAGUAGAAACCAUUUAUUUUACUCUCACAGAGUUAUUCACUGAACUCUGAUUUUUUGCUAAUUAUAUCCGAAUACAAAAACUGAGGCAGAAAAUCCCAAGUUGUGACUAUGGCUUAGUUGGAGAGUUUUUCCAGGUCAUCUAUUUUUCCACAGUUUUUCAUCUCAUUGAGGUGGUCUGGGUACUUUGUCCCCUUAACCCUGCAUGUAAAACAUUGCUGUUUCAGAGAAACUUCCAGACAUUUGGACGUCCUCACACUUAAAAGUACAGCAUCUUCAGAAGCUCCAUAGGAAAACAUUAAUGGGGAAGGCAAAUACAAAAAAAAAAAGUCCUGCACUCACUCCCAUCACUCCUGGGCGGCAGCAACGACUACAGAACACAUCAGCUAAUACAUAUAGUAAAAACCAAAGGAAAAAAGUUACCUGCGCUCUCUCCUUAAUCCCUAUGUAUAUUUAAACAAAUGGAGGUCAUUUAGUUACUCCAAUGGCCACUGGAGGGAAUGCCCGGCUGCCAACGUCAAAACAGACCCCCCUAGAGACCUAAUGAUGUGCAUGUGCUUUAGGUUACCCCAUUGCUGUGAUGUUGAUGUUGUGGGUCCCUCUGCAUUGGAAAGGGCUGUGGCCCAAACCUAUAUUUAAUUGUAGAGGAACACUAUAGCGUUAGCAAUAGAAUUUUGUAUUGCUAGCGCUAUAGUGUUCCUUUAAUUUGUACAAAUUCUGGGUUUAAUGAAUGACCAUGUCAGUGUUAUUCUGCUAACUAGGAAUAAAAGACUGUUAUAGUCUGUUAACCGGCAAAUUUGUAUGCGUUUGGGAAACAUAUUUGGGCUAAUUGCAGUCCCUGGUCAGUUCUUAACAAUUUACAGUCUAGUGAAUAAUUCUAUGUGUGUCUGUUUAUAUUUUCAAUAUUGUUUUUGGUUGCUUAUUAAGAAAAAUAAGAAAAAAAAAGUUCACUCUGCUUAAUGCCAGAGUUUUCCCUUCAGUUGGGGGUUUUCCUCCUAUAUAUUGCCAAUCCAUAAGGUGGAAUGGGACCAAUGGCUGGUUGAUUAUUAGUAUGUAUAUAGCACUAACAUAUUCCUGUUUGUAUGAUAUUACAAUGUAUAUUAGGUGGAUGUAUAUCGUUAGGCGUCUUGCCCAAGUACUGGAUGUGGUCUGACCAUGGUUGUAUGAUACCUGCAGUGUGAGAUGUGCAAAUAUCUUUGGCUUACACGCCUCUGUCUCACUGUUGCUGUGAUCCUGAGCAGGGCCAUCAUCAUGUGCAGGGGAGCUUUAAGUCUCUUAAAAAUGGUUAAAGAUGUAUGCACUAGAGAGUAAAACACCUCACAUCGCAGCUCCUGGACCACAAGACAAAGAAAGUGCAACGUUCAGAUUGGGUGACCUACACAGCUCGGCCUAAAGGCAACACUAGUUGAUUUUCAUCAAUGCAUUCAUGAUCAGUUAAUUAUCAUCUAUAUAUUAUUACUGUAUACUUGUAUUACUAUUGCAUUUUGAGUAUUGGAGUUGUGCAGAUCAGUUUCAGAUCAAUAAAUCUCUAUAAUUAAAGACCAGUAACAGAUCUUAAGAUGCAAUUAAUCUCUGACUGUUUUAUCCAUUUUAGCUGUCAACUUCACCAGAGACUGGGAAGUAGGAAUGGUUACAACCACAACUGUCUACAAGUCUUUCAGCAAUGAAAUGGUUAAUGUCAGCAUUGGACUUUGGGUUGGUUUGAAGGGCAUAAACAUAACCCUGUCAGGUAUGGUAUGCAAUGUACCAGCAGCCAUUACUGUCAGUUCUCUUUUCAAAGAUAGAUCCUCAUGUCAGAGCUCCAAUUAAAGAAGAGCAAAGCAUUAUGGGAGAUGUUCUAGAAGAAGUGGUCUCAUGGCAGUUCUAUUGUUGCAGUAUUUGUUAUGUUUAUGUUGCAGAUUGUCUCUUGAGUAAACAAGCCAUUCUAUAUAGCAUUUAAUAUACUGAAUGCAGAAAGGCCAGAAGUAUGCUAUAACUUGCAUUGGAAAACAGGAAGCAGGAAAUAGUCCUUAAUCUCAGGAGAGGUGUAAAAACAAGUGUUGUCACAAACACAGCACUUAGAGAAAUACAUGUUUUCACAAAUACAAUAAUCUAGUAAAGCUCAUAGAAGAACAUAUGUUUUUUUUUGUUUGUAUGAUGUUUUUAUUUUUAUUUUUGAAAGACAGGAUAUUCAGAGAUGUAAUAAUUAAUAAACCUAGAUGUUUGAAAGGACUGGAUUUCCAUCUGUGUUUCCUGUCGACAGAGAAAUGUGAAAUACCUUCCAAUAUAAAACAUUGUAAAGAAAAGUAAGAAAAACAAAUGCCACAGACUAUGGAAAUAGCUUGGUUGUCAACAAAUGUUGACUUAAAUAUAGAGAAUUAAUUUCACCAAAAUUUCCCUUUUAUGUGAAUUAAGACACUAGAGUCACCAGGCAUCUGAACACCCCUUAAGGACACAGCUUCUGGAAUAAGAGGGAAUCAUGACGGAAUAUUUCCAUAAUGUGUCCUUCAGGGGUUAAUAAGUGAUAUCUUCCAGAAGGCUACUGGCACUCAUAAGUACAUAAGGUGAUUUUUUUUUUUUCUAGAGAGUAUUUUAAGCUACCUGGCACACAUCCAUUGUUUACUAAUGAGUACCACUCCUGAAGUCACUUGUUCAGCUGAAAAUACACCCUUUUAAAAUGUGUCUGUAUAAGCCUAAUGGUGGGUUGCAUACAGUUAAAUGCUAAAUAUAAUAGUUGAGUUUUCAAUGUAGGAUUUGAACACAUUUGAAUAUUUACUACCAUCACCCCUCCAAUAAAUAUACAUCUACCACUUGUUAGCAAUGCCCUUAAAUAAAGUACAUUUGAGUUAAUUCUCUUAUCAAUUUUCCUACAGACUUGGAGGAAUUGCUACUUAGUAAGAAGAGUUAAUCUUUCCUCAAAUAGAAUCCAGACCAUUAUCUUUAUAGCUGUGAAAACUGAAAAUUACACCUUAAUUUAACUAGAUGUUUGCCUAAUUUAUGUUUGUGAAUCUUGCAAAUUGUAUGUUAAAUAGGCCUAAAACAUCCCGAACAUUAAUUUGAAUAUUUUCAUGUUAAGGUAUAUAUCAAGAAAAAGAACAGAAACUGGAUUAAUGCUUAUCAACCAGGCAAAAGGAAAAAAAAAGGACGCAAACCAGAAUGUAUGGGGAUCCCUAUGAACCCAUAAAGAUAAAAAGUGAUAAAAACUAGAAAGGUUAUAAUACAAUAAUAAAGAAAAACAAACUAAAUUAAAGUAUGAUAAAACAAGUUAAAAUAGCCACAGUAAAAAUCUGCAAAAGGUGCUUAAAAAUAGUGAGACAUAAAAUAUAAUAGUGCAAAGUCACUAAUAUGAGGUAAAAAAAUAUCAGAGGUAUCCAAGUAAACAGUUUUUCCUUGAUUGGGGAAGCACAGUAGGAUUUCAGAUAACUUGAUAGUCUCCAUAUGAGUGCAUAUAGAAAAAAAAGAACAAAGAGGAUUCCAAUAAUGCAUACAAGUAGAACUGAAAUGGCAAAUAAAAUGGGCUUACUCACAUUUGGCAGAGCUAUUAUCUGCUCUGGUGUGUACAGCGUCCAGUGGUAUAGAUCCCCACUUGUAGAAUAUGAUGUUGAUGUUCACAGCAGAAGAGUAGCCAUACCAUUUUUUUACCUCACAUUAGUGACUUUGGACUAUUAUAUUUUAUUUCUCAAUAUUUUUAGGCACUUUUUGCUUAUUACUACUGUGGCUAUUUUAAAUUGUAUUAUCAUUCUUUAGUUUAGUUUUUUCUUUAACAUUCUUUGUUAUUAUUGUAUUACCUUUUAGUUCAAAUUUUCCCUUUUUUUGUGGCUAUCCAUUAUGAUUAUUAUUAUUAUAUGUGGCACAGCCUCCUUUCUGGUUUAUAUCACUAUAUAUCAAGAAAAAUAUCAAAUGACUUGUAAUCAAUAUUUCAGAGGCUUUCUGUUUUUAGAAUAUUUCCAUUGAUACCAAUGUUUCAAGUUUAAAAAAAAUGUUUACUUUCUGUUUCUAUUGCUUUUUUAUGUUAGUGUCAGUAUUGCAAUCAGGUAGGAUGGGGAUUAACAUCUUCUGGGAUUUUUGUAGCUGGGACAGUCUAAUUUCCACAAUGCUUUAGGCGACAACCUUAAAACAAUGUUAAGUCUCCUCCUUCUCCAUUGAUAUGCCCUCAAGGCAGUGCUGUAUUUAGUGCAAGGCUGACAAGGUAUUUUCCUUGGGCUUCACUUUCAGAGGGGUGGCAAAAAAGGCACCCCCCAAAUACCCGGCAGAUGUCUUGUUAGCCUCUUGCCCUUGGUGGCCCUAGAGAUGACCAGCUGGCCACCUUGCCCUCCACCCCCGAGGUUGGCAUCUGCUGAUGCUGGAGACAGGUGGCAAGAGAGCACUCUCCCCUGAUCUCUCCCUGCUCUGCUGUCUCACUCGCCACAGUGAUGCUGGAGCCGGAAUAUGACGUAACUCCAGCCCCAGCAUCACUGAGAGGCACAUUAGGGAGCUGAGCAGGAAGAUCAGAGCUCCCUCACUGCCUGCAUUGACCAACCACCCGCACACCCACCCAGCAGUUAAAGGAUCCCCACUGGACCCCAGGGAAAUAGGGAAUCCACUCCAGCACUCCCAAAGGUAGGAAGGCUGGGUGGAUUGAAUAAAAGAAUUGUGAGUGUGUCUGUGUCUAUUAGUGAGAGUGUGUGUUCCUAUUAGUGAGAGAGUGUGUGUCUGUUAGUGAGUGUGUAUGUGUGUCUGUAAGAGUGUCAUGUAUCUGUGUCUGUAACUGUUUGUCAGUGAGAGUGUAUGUGUGUUUGUCAGUGAGUGUAUAUGUGUGUCAGUGAAUGUGUAUGUGUCUGUCACUUAGAAUGUGUCUGUCAGUGUGUGUAUGCAUGUCUGUCACAGAUUGUGUGUGUGUGUGUAACUGUGAGUGAGUGUUACUAUAAAUGAGUAUGUGCGUGUGUAUGUUUCAGUGAAUGCGUGUGUUGGUUAAACAGUGUGUGACAAUGACGUUGUAUCUGUUAGUGAGUGUCAGUGAAGGCUUGUGUCCGUCAGGCAAAGAAUGUGUUGAUUUUAAACAGGAAGAGAAAUUUAGAAGGGAGGUGCCCAAAUAGUGUCAUGUCUAGAGCAGCACUGAACCAGAAUACACCACUGCCUCAAGGCCAUACAACAACAGCUCUGCUUAAACCUUUAUUACAAGGUUUUGCAGUUUGAAGCAUAUAAUCCAGCAAAUUAUAAAUUGAAAAGUUCAGAAGUGGUUCUCCUUGGCUUUUCCUAACCCUAUGCAAGUGGUAACAGCCUACCAUGGUAUCCAAGAAUUUCAGCCCAGGAUGAAGGAAAACGUGAAGAUUGAUUUUCAUAUAUUAAUUGAUUAAUUAGUUAAUUCACUCAUUCAUUCAUUCGUUCAUUAAUUCCCCUUGAAGGUGAGGAAGCAGCUACAUAGCUCAGCUUUAUUGGGCAGAAAGAGUUAGUUGUGAUCUACUCUUUAAGGCCAUCUGUUUUGCUAUCCUCACCAUCAAUGCCAACUUAAUUUCAUCUGAUUCUAAUCCCUUUUUUAUCAAUUAAUCAUUUCAAUAAAUCAGUCUCUGGAUUUAGUCCAGAAGCCAAGUGCAAUUAUGUUACUAGCACUCACACAAAGUAAUGAAUAUCUACAUUUCAAGAGACUCCAGAGCCCUCUCUCCAUUCACAGUGGACGCCAGCCUUGUAUUUAGACAGUCACUGCAGAAGAUACCUGAAUGACAAUCUGAUGUAGUCUUCAAAACAAAAGACUGUUUUAGAGAUACUCAUUUUAUUAAAACCUUUUAGUGGACAAAGUGGAUUUAUAGUAUUAUACGGCACUACAACAGAGGUAUAUGUAACACAGCAGAAAGUACUGAACAUAUUGCAGACAAUGUACUUACAUUGAGUGUCAUAUAACACAGUCAUUCUUCACAGUCUUAACCGUGAGCGACUCUAAAAUCUGAAGGUCAUGUUGUUCUCACUAAUACUUUCUCUACGAAUGUUCUUGAUCCAAAGAGCCAGUGUAAGAUGGUAUUUGUUAUAAGACAAUCAAUGCUUUAAUUAUAUUUCUUUGCAAUAAAUAUAGCUUAGUCACUUGAUAAUGCACUUACGGUCUUCUGCAAUACAAGAUGCUUUUGUGGGGGCAGGUAUUAUAUUGUUAGAGAUGAAAAUGUGCCGUAGGACUUUAUUGAUAUGUUUCUUCAAAAUUUAAAGUUAAAUGGAAUUGUUUCUGUCUUUUCAUUGUAGGAAUUCCUGUGCACCAAAUUAAUGAAACCAUUAAUUAUAACGAGAUAUUUGACUGGGAGACAGGCCACAUAUUUGACAAAGAGUAUGCAGAUGGCUUAGAAAGAGGUUUGCCAAACCCAAUACUAUAUGUGGCUGAAAAAUUUACCAGCGGAAAUCCCUGCAGGCUUUAUGAACAAUACAGCAUUGGAUCAUACUAUGCAUCAGCACUAAUGUGGUAAGCACAUAACAAAACAUAACUUUUAAUGUUGAGUGCUUGUUAUUAUUAGUUUUUACCAGUGUUAACAACUAUCACACAGUAGCAUGAAAGAGACAACCAAAUAUACAACUGUGUCAUCUAAAAUGUAAGACUUUAGUGCAAACUCUUCCAGUAGCCGACUUCUCCCAUACAUGAAACGCAUCUUACCCUUACCACUUGGGUCAUUUUACCCCACCCAACUUAGAAUGUAAGCCUUCAGCAUCCUCAGUUCCUGGAUGUCCAACUUGCCUUGUUGUUACUACUUGUUAUUCCACCUAUAGUACUUAAUUACACUUUAUAAAUAAUAAUAAUAAUAAUAGAACAUGCUAGUUGCCAAUUAUUUAUAGAAUACAGUAUAGAAUAACUUAGAGAUGAAGUACUAUAGAAUCAAUAAUCAGACAUAAGAUGAACAAGAGACCCAAUAAAAUCAUUAUUACUUUUUUAACAAAUACUAUAAUGUUAAAGGACAACUGUUACCUCAAAACUAUUUUCAAUAUAAUAAUCUUUUCAUCAAGUUUUGAAAGUAAAUAGAUUUUUUUUAAUGACGUAUAUGUAAAAAAAAAAGAAACUCAUCUUUCCCUUUUAUAUAUUACAGGAUCCUUCAGCCUUUAAUAUAUGACAAGAUCCUUCAGCCAUUUACAUGCCCUUUGGGUCAGACUGUGUUUGAAAACAGACAGUUAGUCUCUAUGGUUUUCAAUGAUUCACUCCUUGAACAGAAACAGGGAAAACUAUCACUAUCUGACCCUUAUUCAAAAAUAUUAAACUGAGGGCAAUAUUAUCUCCCUUUUAAAUAUAGUUCCAAAGAGAUACUCAACCCCAGGACACUAAUACUUAAAAUUUUAACACAGGUAAGGUAUCACCAUAACCCCUGGCCCUCACAGUCCCUACCCUGCUACUGACAUAGCAAAUACAGUACACCUAGUACUUAGUUAUAAGAGACUGAAGGUGGGCUCAUUAUUUUUAGCUGAAUUUGUAACUGAGAAUUCAGCUUUUACUAAUGACCUGUUCAUAGGACCCCUAAGCCUUGAUAAAGACUUUUGACCCAAGUAUUCAGACAUUGACACAAGAAAUGCUGGAAUGAAGUACAUAUGAGCGAGUCCACGGAUUGUGUGAGACAUUUAUAGGAUUCCGAUUGAGAUGUCUUGAUAAAUCCUGACCAUAGCAGUACUUUAAUAAGUGAACAAUAUGGAAUUUGAAUAUUUCCCUCUAACAGAGUGCCCGUAACAGCAUUAUUUUUUUCACUAGAUAUGGGAUACAAACAAUGAUUUCUCUUCAGCUGCUGAUUAUAUCUGGCAGAUUACACUACUGAACAUUAGCAAAUUUACACUGUACUGUAAUUAGAAAAAAAGCCCUCAAUAAAUUAUAACAAUACUAAAUCCAUAAAACCAGCCAUUAGACCCCUUCUUACUUAUCACCAUAUUAUUAUUAACUGUAUUUAAGGCCCAAGGAAUGGGAUGGAGAAAAGAAGGGAUACAGUCAAUGUGUUCUCUCCUGACAAUUCACUUUGUAAGUGAUUACCUAUAAUGUGAAUGACUGUGCUCAAGUCUGGCACAUAUAUCCGUGUACACAGAGGAUGUUUGCAAAAUGGUUAGGGCAUAUGGGCUAUAUGCAAUAUGUAUUUGGCUGCAUCAAAGUAAUGUUCCUUUGACUGAUUAUUUCCUUUGUGGAAUUUCUUUAUUUAAUAUUAUUUGUUUUUGUCUAUUAUAGGUUAGCCUUUUGUUCAUGGAUUUUCUGCAAUGUGCUGUUCUCCAUGCUAUUAUUACAAUAUGGGAUUUAUAUGAUGAUUUCCACUUCUUUGUGCAUUAUAAUUUCCCUGAUAUCUUUUGUAAGCAUCAGGCAAGAAGCCUGUAGUAUCAUGUUUGGUAUUUCUGUUUUACAACCAACACUUGGACUUUCUUUCUGGAUAAGCUUAGGAGCAGGUAAGUUACAUACUAUAUAUUUGACAUUUUUAUUUAUGUCAUUCCACAUGAACAUAGUAUACUAUGAGCAACAUUUAUAUCCAGUAUACAGAGAGAAAUAAAAAGACAUCAAAUUAGCACAAAAACAAAUUGCAUGUCAUGUAGAAUGUUUUCUAUAGUAGAAACAGUAGACUGCAAUAUAUAAUCAACUGGCUACCCACACAUGCAUGAGGUGACAGUUAAGUAACAGACAGACCUAUUAAGAUCUAUGCAAAUGUUGGAGUUCCCGUUCUCCUGAACUAGGUGAAAAAUUGAAUGCUAGAAGACAGUACACUGUAGAGCAUCCAGAGGGGAAAGGCGAGGAAAGGAAAACAACAAAGUGGGGUUUCACAUGAAUUACUGUGACAGUAGAAACAAGAGAGGUAGUAAACCCCACAACCCAUUAUUCAUUAAUGUAAUAUGGGAAAUAGAGAUAUGGGAAAGUAAAAGAAAUGAAGUCUUGAAACAAAAUAAACGUUUCAACAGUGUUUGGUGGUGAAAAUUUGGGUUCCCCCCACUGAGAGAUAUAGGUCUUCUAGCUGUGAAAUGAUGUCUCUCAAGUUGACUUCCCUGUUAGAGUUGGGCACCUUGAUUAGCGUGUGAUGAACUCCACUACUGUAGAUGGCUCCAACCAUGACAGGCCUCCGUCAUCUACUUUUUCCAACUCCAUGAUGCCCAACCUGCGGAGAUGGGACUCCAGCUCCGGGUAGCUCCAAACUUUAUAAAUAGUCCCUGAGUGUGUAAACUAGAGUUGCUUCAGUGUUCCCCAUCUGCAGGUAAUGUCUCUAGCUCGAAGGUGCAGUAAUAAAGAUUGUAGUGUCUUGUGCCAGAUGAAUGAACUUUUGGUGAGGUUUGGGAACAACAUUAUGUGGGAGCCCUCAAAGAGCAAUGGGGUUUUACCCUAAAUGACUGAAACAAGCAGAGCUUUAUCCUAAAGAGUUUGAAAGUGUAUGAUGAGGUCUGAAGUUGCAGAUGCAGAUGCUGGUGCAUUCCCGGUUUCGGUAGUUCAAAACAUGCCAUCCAUUUUUACUUGUUUGGCCUGUUUAGGUAGCAGCAAAACAGUGAUACGCUGCCGAACGUAGUGUGACAGGUCAGGGAGGAGGCCACAGUUUAUAGGAUACUGCUGACCUUCAAAUUAUAUCUCCUCCUCUGACCUUCCAACUCAUCCUUUGCCGGUCUCAAGCCCGGAUGAAAAAGGAGGAGGGUUGGGCGUGGGGAUGGCAACCUCAUCCUGGAAAAACCUCAACCGCUACAAAAACUCCAAAAAGAGAAAUAGAAACUAAUUUCCUGGAAGAUGGAGGGCCUUUGAAGAUACAUGACGAUAGGUAGUGAAAGCCAGAAGGAAGCCACCCAGCCAAUUACCCUUCUUUUAACCAGGAGAACCCACAUAGGCACGUUGAAUGUCAGGACCAUGUACGAGACAUUCAAGAUGAAGCAGGUAGCUGCCAAGAUGAAGAAGAACAAACUGGUCACACUGGGCAUCAGCAAAACCUCAUGGACACAAGCCAGACAGAGGAGACUAAUGACAGGAAACCUAUUGCUGUACUCCGGGCAGGAAGAGAAUGACACACCCCAAACGCAGGGAGUAGACUUUAUGUUGUUCAAGCAAGCACAAAGGGCACUGAUUGGAUGGGAGGCGCAUGGCCCCAGAAUCAUCAGAGCAUCCUUCAGAACCAAGCAGAAGAAGGUUAAGCUCAAUGUCAUCUAGAGUUACGCUCCAAACAAUGAUUCCGAUGAAGAAGACAAGGAUGAGUUUUACAAUAGACUGCAGAAAAUCAUAGAGACAUUCCAAGCCAGAGACAUUACAUCCUUAUGGGAGACUUGAACACUAAGAUUGGACCAGACAACACAGGAUAUGAACAAGUCAUAGGGAUACGCGGGCUGGUAGUGAUGAAUGAUAAUGUGGAGAGAUUUACGGAACUGUGUGCACUCAACAACCUGGUCAUCAGAGGUAGCAAUUUUCCUCACAAGCGGAUCCACAAAAACACUUGGGUAUCACCGGAUAGUGUGACAGAGAACCAGAUUGGCGUCCGACCACCACCUAGUAGUAGCCAGCAUGCAGCUGAAGUUAAAGAAGAACUGGAUGGAAACACAGUGUAGAGCAUGGGUCGUCAAUCUGGUCCCUACCGCCCACUAGUGGGCGUUUCAGGAAUCCAGGUGGGCGGUAGGGAUUUCCUCAUUUUGAGAGAUUGGGCGGGUGGGUGGGUGCAAGCCAGCGGUACCCCUGUGACCAGGUACCCACCAUCACCAUUUGCCGCGCGGGCUGAAAAUCGAACCAGAUAUCAAAUAUUUAGUCUUGCGGCAUCAACCUCAAGGAUCUCAUUAAUCUUUAGUAAAGGUAAUUUCAAUUUACUUUAUUGUUUUCUCAUUAAACUUUAUAAAGUUAAAAACAUUAUAAACAUGUAUAAAGUAGAAAUAAAAAGAUAAAUGUACGUCCUUUUUUUUAUUUUAAAAAAAACACCCUCCUUUCUAAAAAAUAUCCCACACUUGCGCGAAAACUGGUGGGCGGUAAGGAAAUGUUUCCAUCAAGAAAGAUGCAUUAGUGGGCGGUAGGUAGAAAAAGGUUGACUACCACUGGUGUAGAGUAAAGUAUGAUGUCAGGCACCUAAGGAUCACCAGCGGCAGGAGGAGGAGUUUGGACUUCAGUUGAAGAACAAGUUUGAGGUGCUAAAUGAGCUGCAUGAGAAAGAGGAAAGAUGUGAUGUACAGGCCAGCUGGCAGACAAUAAAAGCGACACUGAGAACAGCCUGUCAAGAACUAGUCGGAGCAAAGAAACAUCAUCAGAAAGAGUGGAUCACAGCUGAGACCUUGGGCAAGAUAGAGAGAAAACAGAAGAAGGUGGCAGUUAACAACACUGGGAUUAGGGCAGAAAAAGCCAAGGCCCAAGUGGAAUACGCAGAAGCCCACAGAGCAGUGAAGAAAAGCAUUAGGAAGGACAAGAAAGACUACAUAGAUGGACUGGCAGCUGAAGCUGAACAGGCAGCAUACAACGGCAACAUGAAACAGCUGUACGACAUGACUAAGAAACUGUCUGGAAAGUACAGCAAGCCAAAACAACCCGUCAUGGACAAGAAGGGAAAGGUCAUCACAGGACUAGUGCGGCAGAUGAAUAAAUGAUCUGAACACUUUGAGGAGCUCCUGAACAGACCAGCACCACCAAAUCCACCAGACAUCAACACAGCCAACGAAGAUCUCCCCAUCAACUGCAGCAAGCUGACUAGAGAAGAGAUUGGGAAUGCCAUCACCAUGAUGAAGAACGGGAAGGCAGCUGGACCUGACAUGACAUACCAGCAGAGGCCCUGAAAGCAGACCUGAAAUUAUCAGUGGAGAUGCUGUAAAGAUCUGAGAGGAAGAAGAGAUACCGACUGACUGGAAGGAGGGUUAUCUAAUCAAGCUUCCAAAGAAAGGUGACCUCAGCAACUGUAACAACUACAUAGGUAUCACACUCCUGUCAGUGCCAGGCAAGGUCUUCAACUGGAUCCUCCUAGAGCGGAUGAAGGACGUUGUCAAUCCACAACUAUGAGAUGAACAAGCAGGCUUCUGUCAGAAUCGAUUAUGCAUGGACCAGAUUGUAACGCUGUGCAUCAUAGUUGAGCGGUCUUUGGAGUGAACUCAUCACUGUACUUUAAUCUUGUCGACUAUGAGAAGGCAUUUGAUAGUGUGGAUCGAGAGGUCCUAUGGAAUCUCCUCUGACACUAUGGCAUCCCAGCCAUGGUGGUCAAUCUGAUCAAGUGCUCAUACGACGGAAUGACCUGCAGAGUGAUCCACGGUGAACAGCUCACCAACAGCUUCCAGGUGAAGACUGGAGUCUGACAAGGAUGCUUGUUAUCCCCGUUCCUUUUCCUCAAUGCCAUCAACUGGAUCAUGAAGACAUCCACCAGCGAAUGCAGAAAUGGAAUCCAGUGGACAUUGUGGAGUCAACUGCAUGAUUUGGACUUUGCUGACGACCUCGCACUUCUCUCCCACAGCCGGCAGCAGAUGCAAGAUCAGUGUAGGCAGCUACAUCAGCACAGGUUGGACUCAUUAUCCAAAAGGAGAUCCUAAAGACCAACUUCAGCAACAUCAACCCAAUCACCCUGAAUGGAAGUCCCCUGAAGUAAGUGCAGUUCUUCACUUACCUGGGCAGCAUCCUCAACCAGCAAGGUGAAACAGAUGCAGAUGUCAAGGCAAGGAUCAGCAACAGCUGUCUCAGAAGGAUUCUCCACAUUCGCUGACCAGUAAUACCAAUGGGAAAGGACCUGCCAACUUUAAGCAGAGGUAGAAAACUGGAAGAGAAGAUGGGGCUGGAUAGGGCAUACCCUAUGCAAACUGCUAACCAACAUCACCAGACAGGCUCUCAGAUAGAACCCCCAAGGAAAUAGGAAAAUAACAUCCAAGAAAUACCUGGUGACGCGACUUCGAGGCAGACAUCACAAGGAUGGGCUACACCUGGAGUCAACUAGAAAGAAUAGCCUAGGACAAAAGUAUCGGGAGAUCUACCUUUUGCUGCCCAUACCCCGGGAGGGGUGGAGAGCAUAAGUAAGUCUGAUCUUCCAUCGCUUCUAUCCUCUCAGAGGACUCAAGCUGUUGCCACUGUAGGUGGGCUACUCUCUGCUCUGCUGUGGGAUACCUUGUGUCGUAGAUGCUCGUUGAAGGGUCCUUGCAGUAGGCCAUGUCAGCUUCAAUGUUUUGCCGGAGUUCUGCCAGCAUAGCUUUCAGCUCAUAAGUUGUGACCGGGUACCUGGUCGGUGCCAAUUUUGUUUUGGGCCCGGGUGUAGGGUGAACCACUUCCCUUUCUCCAUGUUCAAAGAAAGCAUCUUCUGAGGAGUAAGAGUGCCAUUUUGUGCCAUACUGUCUUUUGAGACUCUUAGAUUUUAAGAGUGAGUUUUCAUUUUCUAUAUGUUUGGUGUCCUCAAAGCUUAUGCAUAAUUUACUUGUGCUUGAGAAUGUACAGGUCUCUGAAAUGUAGAUAAUAAUAUGAUAGUGAUAUGAACUAAAUAAUAUUAAGCAUAUUUUUCUAACAUGUUUAGUGCUACUAUACUUUAUAGCUUUAAAGGAAAAAGAUAGUGUAAAUAUAUAAUAAUAAGAAGAGAAAGGUGAGACCAUAAGGUCCUAAGUGAAAGAAUAGUUAAACAAGGAAAGAGAGCCCUACCUUUAUUAAACCUAAUGAGGGGAGCAGUAUAAAAAAUGGACAGAAAAUAAGGGAGGUGUUGGAAGAGGCAGUAGUUCCUCAACUUGCAUUCAAAACCUGAAUGCUAACCUUCUCAAAAUAAUGGCUUAGAGAAGGUAAUAAUUCCUCAACACAAAUACAAAUCCUAAAUGCUAACCCACUCAGAAGAGAGAGACCAGGCUAUAUCAGAAAAAAAAAUGUAUAUAUGCAAGCCUAGAUAGCAUAAGUAAAGUGUUGAGAAUAGAGAAAGCGGGUAAUAACAAUGAAAAGCUUAGGGCUAAUGGGGGGAAUGAGCCCAUAUACUUGACCUAAAGGGGAGAGAUGAAAAAAAAAAAAAAAAAUUCUCACAAAAUCCAAGCCCAAGUCUAGAACACUAUAGAAAAAGGACAGGAAUAAGUGGGUAAAUGGGUAAAAAAAAAAAUAAUACCUCGGCACUGUGACAAAAACACACAAGUGCCUACAAUAUGUAUCUCUCCCUGCCUAUUCAGGUCUAUCUAAGUUAGCUACAAAAACAAUCCAUGUACCUCAGCACUGUAUACAAGUGCCUACCUACAUACCACUCCCUGCCUGUCCAAUAAACUAGUUUCCAUUAAAUUAACCUAAAUAGAAAUUCAUAUUCUUGUGCUACCAAAUAAGUGGUAAAGAAAAGAAAAAAGAAAAUAAAUAAAUAAAUUAAAAUAUGCUCGACGCGCGUUUCGGCAUAUUAGCAUGCCGUCGUCAGGAGCAGUGAACCUGUACUGUAGCCAUGUAGCCGUUUAUAUACUACUUGUCACAUUGUAAUCUAUAUAUAUAAAUAUAUAAUAACCUACAACUACGACUGUAAUAUCCUUUAUCGUUACUUGUCAUGUUUGCAUUUCCAUAUUGUUGUAAUAGUUUUUAUUACCAUAUGUAAGAUAUUGUUUGGUGCAGUUUAGCAGCGCAGCAUUUGAGACUACUCAAAUUAUUUUACCAGACACCUUAAAAUGAUAAAAAAAAAAAUUUAAUAUAGAUAUAGCUCCUUUUUAAAUCAUAAUAACAGAAAUCACCAAAAUUGCCCUGAUCAAAAGUUUGCAUACCUUUGAAUGUUUUGCCUUGUUACAGCCACGCAAGGUGACACACACAGGUUAAAAUGACAAUUAAAGGUUUAUUUCCCACACCUGUGGCUUUGUAUAUUGCAAUUAGUGUCUGUGUACAAAUAGUCAGUGAGUUUGUUAGAUGUCACAUGGAUGCAUUGAGCAGGCUAGAGCCAUGGGGAGCAGAAAAGAACUGUCAAAAGAGCAAUAAUCGAGCCACUUUGGGGAGAUUUCAAACGUGCAGUUCGUGUAAGACGACCAAAGACUUUGCAUUACCUGGAGGCAUUUUGCCAAGCCGAAUGGGCAGCUAUACCAACUGGGUAGGGGCCUCAUAGACAACUAUUACAAAAGAUUGCACGCUGUCAUUGAUGCUAAAGGGGCAAUAUAUAGUAUUAAGAACUAAGGGUAUGCAGACUUUUGAACAGGGGUCAUUUAAUUUUUUUUCUCUGUAUCCGUGUUUUGUUUUAUGAUUGUGCUAUUCUGUUAUAACCUACAGUUGAAUAUAAAUCUCAUAAGAAAUUAAAGAGAUGUGUUUUGCCAGCUCACACUUUUUUUUUUUUUUUUAAAUGGUACAUAUAUUACCAAUUCUCCAAGAGUAUGCAAACUUUUGAGCACAACUGUAUAUAUAUUCUUAUCUCUGCCAGAUAAGUUCUGUAUGUAUGUAUCUAUAUAUAUAAAUAUACACAUACAGAACUUAUCUGGCACCCUCCUCAAGCACAACUCUUAAAUAAUGGCCUCAGUGCUCACCCACUCUCAUAAAAUAUUCCAAUAAAUGAAAGUGCUUACAGGACUUCGAGAAUGAGAUUUAUUCUGUUCAAGCUCAUACGUGACACCCACAGCAAAUGUGCAGUUUAACAUUUGUAUCCUACUGGGUCAUUAUCAAGACCAUGGGUUAAGUUAAGUUGGCCAAAAUAAAUCACAUUCUUUAAUUUCUGUGCAUUCUUUUAUUUAUUGAAGUAUUAUAUUUUAUUUAUUUUUUUCAAUAUAAUUUUAAUAUUGCAACCAUUUACAGUAUUUGUUUGUACUACUAAAUUUAGUGACUUGACUGAUGCCUGAAGGAAGAAAAAAAACAAUUUCUGUGACAUUUUAAGACAGAUUUAUCAAGGCAAAAACAGGUGGUAUUUUGAGGUAAAGUUCUAACACUAUGUAAACCAAUAGGAUGUGACUGAACAUUUAGUACUUUGUACCCAAAAUAGCAUUUGUUUAGCCUUAAUAAAUCCCAUUAAUUUGGCAGAAGUUUUCUGAAGCUGCAUUAUGUGCAUUAUUACAUGCAUGCUCAUCUAAAUAGUUUCUGUUUUGUGUUUCAGGAAUGCUUUGCCUUAUGCUCAGUCUGAUACUUAUAGUAUUGCAUAUAAGGAAGCCAACGAUUUUGAAGCGCAUAUUUAAUGACAUUGAUGCAGCAAAAAAAAUCUCGGACUCAGAAGAAGUACUUUUCUUGGAUGACAAUCAAACGAUAAUGUUACAGCAGAUGCUCUAGUGAAGUCAGUACUAUAAGAUAUAUAUCUUGACUCAUUUUCUACUACACCUAUUGGAUGUGCUCCAGAAAGGCAACAUUUAGCGUUCAAAUGGAAGACUUUCUGAAAAGGACUCUGUCGUACUUGUACACAACCUCUUUGGAACUUAUAACUUUCAGUAGAUAUUCAGCAGAAAUUUUGCACAGGCAGGGAAGGAGUUGAGAUUCCUGAAGAAUAAUUUCCCAUUUCAAAAUAUUAAAGGAUACAGUUUAAUGCUAAUUAUUCUGAUGGACAAUACAUGUUACUUUGACUAAGAAAUGGAUACUCUCAAAAUUGUAAAUACUUGCCACCAAAACCCAGGAAGAAAAUAUCAUUUAACAUGUUUUAUAUGUUUACAUAAUCAGGUUUUCCAUCAUGGAAAAGUUUCAGCCUACACAACUGUAUUAACAUUCUAUUCUGCUAAAAUAACAAACAAGCAUUAACUGAAUGAAGAUACUUUCAGAAAGGCAACAGUGGAAUAAAAAAAAAUGAUUCAGAUGUCCAUCUACCUGCAUAUCAUCCUAGUGAAAUUUUAAACAUUUGGUGCCACCAGUAAUAUUAAGCUUAAGAAGUCUAGUGACAAUGCAUAUUCAUCCAUGCAUGUUGUAUUUGUUGAACUUGAUUUCUACCUGUUCUCCACCUUGAGACAGGUGGUAUCUGCAUUUUCUGAUGCCACAAGCCACCAUGGCUUAGCUUCCACACUCGGACAUUUCCUCAGAGUAAAGAACAAUUAGCUUAAACCAAUCUUCAUGCUUUUCACUGGAUUAUGCAGGCCUUUUAUAAUUGAGAGUGGUGUGUGUAUCCCUGUUAGAUACUCUUUAGAACAAUCCUUCUGUCCCACCUCUCUUCCUUCUGUGCCUUAGUUGUCUUAUAUCAAGGCCAUGGCUCUAGUUACUGAAUAUCCUUUAUUUUAUUUCUCUUUACUGUCCUGGCACUAGGCAUUACAAUAUAAUUAUAUCAGUUCCGACGCAUUACUGUUGCUUCCAAUUUUGGAAACUCCUAUUUUCCCUAAUAACUUCCACAUAGUAUGAGAUCAAGGUAGAAGGAGAAAUCUGUCCCAAGACAAAGAUAAAACUUAAAUGUUUAUUGGUAACACACUAAAAAUAAUGACAACACAUGUGUUUAUAAACCUAGGUCUAAAUGAUAAUGGGC